AUGCCAUCUCCGGUCCGACAUGAUGAAAAUGGGAAGAAAAAAUUGGAACAUGGAAAGAGUGUUGAAGUUAUAUUUGCCAGUGUGAUUGAUCAUGAUAUUUACAUCUUGGCAUGCUAUAUGAUAUAUGGUGUACUUCCAUCACCUUCUGCACUCCUUUUCGAAAUUUCUUUUUUGGAAGAUUUUGAGAGUUCGAUGGAAGGUUUUUUAACUCAAUCAUACACACCAAAUUGUGAACUCAUUGAUGAAUCAAGUCAAUACUAUUGCAUAUCCUGCACUCCGUUGAUAGGUGAUUCUCAAAGAAAAUGUUUGUAUUUAAUUGGUGGAAACGAUUAUCAUGGAGACUUUCGAAACAAUGGAAAUGAUGUCCUCAGUUGCUUCAGUCUCUCAAAGACUGGAGAAAGUGAAAAGAAAGUUUUUUGCUAUAGAAGUGAACGGAGAAAUCCUGCAAUUCAAAGUGCUGCCGUUUGGUUGGAAUGGUUCGCCUUAUUGUUUUACACAGGUUAUGAACGACUUUGUAAUGAUGUUAGAGUCGGAGGAGCUUCAUCUCAGCAAUUAUUUAGACGACAUUGGGAUGUUGCACUUUGGAGAAGAACAAAUUGCAUGGAACAAUAUCGAGAAGGUAAAAGAAAUGUUUACAAUGCUUGGAAUAGUGAUAGAAGAAAAGAAGAGUACGCUUCAACCAAAAAAGAUAUUUCAACUUUUAGGAAUGGUCGUGAAUCUAAACGAGAAGACAUUAACGAUGUCCUUAAAUACGAUCCAGAAAAUUCAAACAAGAAUCAAAGUUGUUCUAAGUGCAAGUCGAAGGAAAGAGGAGAUUACGGCGAGAGAUAUGUACAAAAUUGCCGGUAUUGUGAUCGCUUACUUGGAUUGUUUUCAGCCUGCACAGGUCAUGCUGAAUCCUAUUUAUUCGUUUGUGUUGAGUUAUGCGAAUCGAUUUGGAUGGGAUAUUGCGUUUGUGUUAGAAAAUCACCAAGUAAUUCACAACCUUCAAUGGAUAUUAGCCAAUCUAAUCCUUUGGAAUGGAAAGGUGUUUCAAAUCCCAAGUUUGAUCAAUUAUUUUUGGUCAGAUGCAUCUUCAACUGGAUAUGGAGCGUAUUUCAAAGAGAAAGGUCUAAGGAUUCAAGGAAUGUGGUCAGAACAAAAGAAAGAUCAUAUAAAUGUAUUGGAAGUAAGAGCUAUCUGGAAAGAUAUAUUAACAUGGAAGGAUAUUCUAAAAGGAAGACAUUUAAUUAUUUAUACGGAAUCAAAGGUAGCUUUAAGCUCGAUCCGGAAAGGAAGUUGCAAAAGCCCUAUCAUGAACAGAUUAAUUCAAUCAAUUUGGAGAAUUAUAUUCGAUAA
Molecule: messenger RNA, 1338 nt
Organism: Naegleria fowleri
Lineage: Eukaryota; Heterolobosea; Eutetramitea; Acrasida; Naegleriidae
Exons: 1
Coding region: 1-1338 (445 amino acids)
Source: RefSeq, a predicted model, not a curated record